Messenger RNA from Pieris brassicae (large cabbage white), 762 nucleotides. Its product is annotated as odorant receptor 85b-like. Bases 1 to 762 code for a protein of 253 amino acids. Gene Ontology annotation, molecular function: olfactory receptor activity; odorant binding. The record is from RefSeq and is a predicted model, not a curated record. NCBI's taxonomy places the organism in Eukaryota, Metazoa, Arthropoda, Insecta, Lepidoptera, Pieridae. The transcript is spliced from 8 exons. Gene Ontology annotation, biological process: sensory perception of smell; detection of chemical stimulus involved in sensory perception of smell. Gene Ontology annotation, cellular component: plasma membrane.
AUGGCAACACAAGAUAUUGUUAAAUUAUGUAUACUAACGAUUAAGAGAAAUGAAGUAAGAAAAGUCAUUCUGGCGUUAUCGGAGUUGUGGCCCGUUGACUUUAAUUCAAAGAAGAUGAACACAGUUUGUAUUUGGACAAGGCGUCUAUCACUUUUUGAACGAAGUGGAACAGUUCAUAUAUGUGCUUACAUAGCAAUAGAUUUUAUUCUUACAUCAAUAACAUUUGACGUAAGUGGACUGUUAGCGGCAUUACAACUUGAUUUAGCUGAUAUGAACGUAUAUAAUGAGGAACCAGAAAACGAUUACAGUCUGCUUAAGGAAAUUGUGAAGGAUCAUCAAAAAUUGCUAAGGGUUGUCGAUAACGUCAAUCUUAUAUUUGGACCUUUGCUGUUCGCACAAGUGACGUUUUCAUCUAUAAUUAUCUGCUGUUUUGGGUUUCUUACUAUAGUCGGAAAAGAUUUAAUCAAGAGUCUGCUAGCGACAUUUGGAAUAAUACUUGCCAUGUUCAAUUUCUGUUGGUCUGGACAGCUUCUAUCAGAUGCUAGCUCUGGUAUAGCUGAAGCUGCAUACAACUGUCCUUGGUACAACAGAAGUGUUGAAUUUCGAAAAUAUAUUCUGAUUAUUAUUAUCAGAGCACAAAAGCCGUGCACGUUAUCGGCAUUAGGAUUCUCGGACGUGACUUUGACCACACUUUCAAAGAUAUUAAGUACGUCGUGGUCAUAUUUGUCACUACUGAAUCAAAUGUAUGAAGAUAUUGCAUAA